This is a messenger RNA of Cylicostephanus goldi, 842 nucleotides long. NCBI's taxonomy places the organism in Eukaryota, Metazoa, Nematoda, Chromadorea, Rhabditida, Strongylidae. The record is from the annotation of a GenBank genome assembly.
UUGAUUUUUGGCAGCCGUUAUAAAACGAUUCGUCUCUCCAAAACCUUAUUCAGGGAGAAGCUUCUUUCAUUAUCCAAGCUUUUCAACGAAUACACUAAAAACAUUCCUCUGACCUUCCUUCUUGGAUUCUACGUCGCGAAUAUUGUAUCCAGAUGGUGGCGCCAAUUCGAAUGCCUGAGCUGGCCGGAAGAUUUAUUGUCAGUCGUCUGUAUGAUGUUCCAUGACAAUUCUGACAGCUCCAAGAAGAAGCGACAUCAAAUCGCCAGAUACCUGAAUCUUGUGGCUGCUCUAGCCUGGCGCGACAUCUCCGACAAGAUUCGUUUGCGAUUUCCGAGUACCCACAACUUAGUCGAUGCCGGUCUGAUGAAUGAGCAGGAGUAUGAGAGAUUGGAGAAAAUGGAGGGACCAGCUCCAGGUGUUCGAUGGAUGGCACCACUUCAUUGGAUUCAGCAGAUAGUCAGCAUCGAGCUAAACUGGUAUAAAACACUAAUCGCUGGUCAAGCCGUGACUUCGCUCAUGCUCAGAUUUGACGUAGAAGCUGGACGUGUUCCUACACACUUUAUGGCAGUUUUCAUGAACGAACUGAAGCUAUAUCGUGUUUCAUUUCGCAAGUUGUUCUGCCAUGAUUGGGUGUGCGUGCCCUUAGUUUACACACAGGUGGCAUCACUGGCAACUUAUGCAUUCUUCGUUUUCUGCCUUCUUGGUCGACAGAAUUUCGAAUCUAAUCAAGAAUAUGACACCGUGUUUCCGCUGUUUACUAUUGUACAAUUUAUUUUCUAUGUUGGCUGGUUCAAGGUAAGAGAAAAGAAGAUAAAACUUGUCUUAUUCUCUGUUCGCUAGUG